ACACGAACAGCUUUCUGCCUCAUAAAGGCGCAUGCGCGCUAGGGCUGACCCCUCCGGUUCUGCGUGCACUGCCACGUUAGUAGCGGUAGACACAAAAUACCAGCUACUCUCCCAGCCUUUAACAAGAAGGGCAACAAAAGAACCACAAACCGAGACGGUUUUCUUAGUAAAUUCGCUACAGGUCGUCUCUGCAACUAUUCGUUUCCCCUGUCAGGAAAGAAACCGGCUCGACUGUAACUAUGCUGAAGUUUUUGAUGCUUUGCACCCUGGCCGUGGCCAGCAGGGCUGAGAUCGCGGAGGAAGAAGAUGUCUUGGUGCUGAAGAAAAGUAAUUUCGACGAAGCUCUGCAAGCUCACCCCAACAUUCUGGUCGAGUUCUAUGCACCAUGGUGCGGCCACUGCAAGGCCCUGGCUCCAGAGUACGCCAAAGCUGCCGGCCUGCUGAAGGCCGAGGGCUCAGAAAUCCGCCUGGGUAAGGUAGACGCCACAGAGGAGACCGAGCUGGCCCAAGAGUUCGGCGUCCGAGGAUAUCCCACCAUCAAGUUCUUCAAAGGAGGAGAUAAAGAAUCUCCUAAAGAGUACUCAGCUGGCAGGCAGGCUGAUGACAUCGUCAGCUGGUUGAAGAAGCGCACAGGACCUGCUGUCACCCCCCUGGCCGAGGUCACUGAUGCAGAGUCUCUGAUCGCUGACAAUGAGGUGGCAAUCAUCGGCUUUUUCAAGGAUGCUAACUCGGAUGAUGCCAAAGCCUAUGAAAAAGCAGCUGAGGCCAUGGAUGACGUUCCCUUCGCCAUUACUUCCAGCGAUGCUGUUUACUCCAAGUUUGAGGUCUCCAAAGACAGCGUUGUCCUCUUCAAGAAGUUCGAUGAAGGGCGAAACACCUUUGAUGGAGAGCUGACCAAAGACAACCUCCUCGCUUUUGUCAAAGCCAACCAGCUGCCUCUGGUCAUCGAGUUCACCGAGCAGACCGCUCCUAAAAUCUUCGGUGGAGAAAUCAAGUCCCACAUCCUCAUGUUUUUGCCCAAAGCUGCUUCAGACUUCCAGGAGAAGAUGGACCAGUUUAAGAAAGCUGCAGCAGGAUUCAAGGGUCAGAUUCUGUUCAUUUUCAUCGACAGCGACGUUGACGACAACCAGCGCAUCCUGGAGUUCUUCGGCUUGAAGAAGGAAGAGUGCCCCGCCAUCCGCCUCAUCACCCUGGAGGACGAAAUGACCAAAUACAAACCAGAGAGCAAAGACAUCACCGCAGAGAGCAUCACGGCGUUCUGCACCCAGUUUGUUGAAGGCAAACUUAAGCCUCACCUCAUGAGCCAGGACAUCCCUGAAGACUGGGACAAAAACCCCGUCAGGGUUUUGGUCGGCAAGAACUUUGAGGAGGUUGCUUUUGACCCCAAAAAGAACGUCUUCAUUGAAUUUUAUGCGCCCUGGUGUGGACACUGCAAACAGCUGGCUCCCAUUUGGGACAAACUGGGAGAGAAAUACAAGGACAGUUCUGACAUCAUUGUGGCUAAGAUGGACUCCACAGCCAAUGAGAUCGAAGCUGUCAAAGUCCACAGCUUCCCCACUCUGAAGUUCUUCCCUGCAGGAGAAGACCGCCAGGUGAUCGACUACAAUGGAGAGCGAACGCUGGAGGGCUUUACAAAGUUCCUGGAGAGUGGAGGGAAAGAAGGCGGAGCUCCUGCUGGAGACGAUGACGAUGAUGGGGAAUCACAGGAUUUGGACGAUGCGGACGACCUUUCUGACCUGGAGGAUGGAGGCGACGACGGACACGACGAGUUGUAAACAUCGGAGGAGAUGAAAGGAGAGAGCGAGAGGAGACGAGUCCCACCCCGACCCUUUCAACCAGUCACCAUCACCACUUUCACUUCUUUGUGGACUCUCCCAGUUCUGUGAACAUUAAUUCCCCGGGUUUUUCAUUUUUUUUUUUAUCUGGUCAGCUCAGCUCUGGGCUGAUGGGACAGUCUUUCUUUUCUCAGAUCUUCAACCUAGCAACUUCUGACCACAAUGGUCUCGUCCUUGCAGGUGGGGGGGACUCUUUGGACCAGCGCUCCACCUCUGUGGGAGACCUCAAUGCCUUGUCUACAGAGCUCCAUAUCAGCAGUUUGCCUUGUAUAUUUCUAAACUAAACGUCAAAAAAAGGCAUUGAGAUCUAGUUUUGGAAAUGUUUGCUCCCCCCCUCUUGAAAUGGCUCACUGUGGGUUUAAGUUCGUCGAUGAGGUGGGGGCUGCCCGUCGUCCUCCUCCUGACAGAAUUUCAGACGCCCGGAGGUUGUGAAGGGGUUGUGAGGACCGAUCUCUCAGGGGAAAAGGGGCCAUUUAUGUAAAUGUCUUUAGUAGAAGCCACAGUUUGUCCAGUGUAGCACAAAGAGCCCCCGCCCUCGUUUGUAGCCGUGACCAAUAGUUUUCAUUUCAAUAGUUUUGUUCACCUCCGUCAUUUCAGCAUUUCUACUGGAUCAUUUUUUUUUUGUCAAACUAAUAACAUUUGGGGAAACUAUUAUUUAAUGUCACAGUAUUUUUGUUUGUUUUUGUCGAGACUGUCAUUUGUACCGCACCAUUGUGCCCGCUCGUUUUCGGUUGGGGCGGAGUUGGCCCGAGGACGCCUCCCCUCAGACCCGGGGCCGUCGCUGAAGCGGUCCUGAUGGCUCGCACUGCAUUUAUGCCUAAUCAGAGAUUCACCGGCGUUUCUGAAGCGGACAGAUUGGAGUUUACUGGCCAGUUGGGUCUGAGGGAGGAUCCUGUUUUAUUUCUGAGGUGGGGAGUAACGGUCGCACGCCCCGCCCCUCGUCCAUACUGUUAACUUCCUACAUCCCUUUAGCGCUUGUGUGUGCGUGUUUGUGUGUGUGCGUGCUGUGACGAAUGUGUGGUUGGAGUGAAUGCACUGUGUGAUUGGCAGGAGGAUGGGGGGGAUCUGUAAGUAGAGCAGGUUAAUGGAUGUUAGUGGAGCGGGGGGGGACUAACAAAGCAUUCCAUCAUAUCCAAAUUACUGUGGAAACGUGAAAUGGUGGCCAAUAAACAAUAAUACAUAAA
Oryzias melastigma (Indian medaka) is the source of this 3019-nucleotide messenger RNA. RefSeq names its product prolyl 4-hydroxylase, beta polypeptide (gene p4hb). The coding region runs from base 240 to 1775 and encodes 511 amino acids. Gene Ontology annotation, molecular function: protein disulfide isomerase activity. Gene Ontology annotation, cellular component: endoplasmic reticulum. Gene Ontology annotation, biological process: response to endoplasmic reticulum stress; protein folding. NCBI's taxonomy places the organism in Eukaryota, Metazoa, Chordata, Actinopteri, Beloniformes, Adrianichthyidae. The record is from RefSeq and is a predicted model, not a curated record. The transcript has 11 exons.